Messenger RNA from Fusarium fujikuroi IMI 58289, 639 nucleotides. RefSeq lists its product as uncharacterized. Lineage: Eukaryota; Fungi; Ascomycota; Sordariomycetes; Hypocreales; Nectriaceae. The record is from RefSeq and is a predicted model, not a curated record. Bases 1 to 639 code for a protein of 212 amino acids. The transcript is spliced from 2 exons.
AUGGCUUCUUGGGACAACCGCGUCGUCACCAACGAGCACUUGCUCCCUUAUGUCGACUCCAACACUGCCCCGCCAGACAUCAAGGCAGCUCUGCAAACUCUGCCAUUCGAGAGGAACAUCUUCAAGCUCCUCGCCAACAGCAAUGUGUUCUUCAAACCAUUCAUGACACUCCUUUCUUCCAGCUGGAGCGAGAACCGAAAGAUUCUCCCUUCCGAAUGGCAAACCACUGUUCUACGCACAGCCGCCACCCUCGAUGCCCCUUACGAGUGGGAUGUCAACGAGCCUGUCGCUCGCGUCCUCGGUCUCACCGAUGAACAAUUCGCGGCUCUUCGCAAUCCAAAAGAACCAUUGCCUGAGAGCCUGUUUACUCCGCGUCAGCGAUUGAUUGCUCGUAUUGUUGAAGAGCUCAGUCGCCAACCUCGUGUUAGCAAGGACGUCAUGGAUGAGGCUUUGCAGGCUUUCAGCCAUGAGGAAAUCACUGAGAUUUUCUUUCUUAAUGGUAUUUACGGCUUCUUGGCUAGGUUCAUGAAUAGUGCGAAGAUUGAUUUUGAUGAGCCUAUCCCUGGCUUGCUGGACAUUCUGCGCAAAUACAAUGCGUCAGCUAUUGAGCGAGAGAAGCAGGCAAAGAAGGAGACUUAG